Messenger RNA from Helicoverpa zea (corn earworm), 2461 nucleotides. It is a transcript of the gene MCU, whose product is annotated as calcium uniporter protein, mitochondrial. Gene Ontology annotation, biological process: calcium import into the mitochondrion; mitochondrial calcium ion homeostasis. Gene Ontology annotation, cellular component: mitochondrial inner membrane; uniplex complex. The record is from RefSeq and is a predicted model, not a curated record. Gene Ontology annotation, molecular function: uniporter activity; calcium channel activity. The transcript is spliced from 8 exons. The coding region runs from base 1 to 999 and encodes 332 amino acids. Lineage: Eukaryota; Metazoa; Arthropoda; Insecta; Lepidoptera; Noctuidae.
AUGGAUAAAAACAAGACGUCUCUACCUAAAGAUAGUAAAACCUCAAAGAAAAACCAAAUUCAACCGGUUAAAAUAGGACAAAGUAAAAGAGAGGUGACGGUAACGUACCGGCGCGGGUUGCCGGUGAUAACCGUGCCGCUGCCGUCCCGGCGCGAGCGAUGCCGCUUCACACUCCGUCCCGUCUCGCAAACCGUCGGCGACCUGUUGGAACAGGUGAAGGCAGAAGACCGCGGCGUGGAGCGCGCAGCAGCACUCGCGGCCGACGAGCGCGUGCGCAUAGCAGCCAGCGACACCAUUGAGGCGCUGCUCGAGACUGACUUCCGACUCAUCAUCAACGACACAGAGUAUUAUGUCAAGACUCCGCCUCAGGAGCGCCUAAGUCAAGAGGAGGUGACCCGGUUGAGCGACGUGCGGAACUUGGUGAACCAGCUGUAUGAGGCGCUGAACGUGAGGGAACACCAGAUACGUAAGGAGAGGGAGCUGAAGGCGCAGUUAGAGAAGCUGUCUACUGAGCUGCAGCCGCUUGAAGAGAAACGUUUGAGCCUGGAAGUGGAGACCACGCGUCGUACAUCAGCGCUCACAUGGGUAGGCCUGGGUCUCAUGGGCGUGCAGUUCGGCGUACUGGCACGUCUCACCUGGUGGGAGUACUCCUGGGAUAUCAUGGAGCCUGUUACGUACUUCGUUACGUACGGGACGGCUAUGGCCGCUUAUGCUUACUUCGUUUUGACUAAACAGGAGUACGUGUUACCGGACGUCAAAGACCGACAGCACCUGCUGACGCUGCACAAAAAGGCGAAAAAGAUCGGACUCGACAUCAACCACUACAACACUCUCAAGGACGAGAUAGCAAAACUAGAAAAAGACCUAUCCCGUCUCCGCGACCCCCUCCACAUCCACCUGCCACCCCCACUGAAGUCAGGAGACAGCGACAAACGCUCCCCCCUCUCGAAGAUCAAGGAUAUGCUGGAGGAAACCAGCAAGAAGAUGAAGAUCACGUAAUAUUGGCUGAACUUCUCGCGCCAAAUGACCAAACGGUAAGGCGCGGUACAUCGGUUGUUUACACUAAUGACCAGAUUCGCGGGCUACUGAUAAAGUAUCAGGAACUUGUCUGACAGAUAAACUGUAACUUGGUUUCUGAGGUGGAAAUAUCUGGCGGAAAUUAUAAGCGGCCUUUAUCUGGCAGAUAACUAACUGACACUUUAUCAGUCAGCAGUGAAAAUAGGGUCUUAAUAUAAUAAUGCUUGUUGAUAAAUUGUAACUAGCUUGCUCCUGCGAUGCCCACGUUGGAGAAUUUCGUAUUGUUUUUUUAAUUAGGCACGUGUUGUGAUUUGCAGGAUAGAUAAUAUAUUUCAAAUGUAUCCAGGCCUUAAUUUAAAAUAGUAUUUAUUGUUAUGCUGUAAUUAUUUUUAUGUCAACGCGCUUUUUGUCACGGGCCUUUUUUGUAAGUUAAUUAAAAAGUCGAAUAAAAUAAUGGUUGGUUCCUUUUCAAGAACUCUUAAUUUUAAUUUUUUCCUCUAUAAUGAAUAAAAAUUUCAUAUUUUUGCCUUCGUUUGACUUUAGGAAAAUAUACAAAUAUAAAAAUUAAAUUAUUUUCUUUUUAAUGUCUUAAAGUAGUAGUUAAUUUUACUAGUUUAAUUUGCGCUCAGUAAAUGGUUUCCUAAUUUAUUUGAUAAUUAAUUUAUUAAGUAAUAUUGUUUGAAGGUUUCGGUUUGAGAUGUGCAAUAACUAACAAUAUUUAGGUGCCAAUGAAUAAGGUAAUUCAAAUUGAAAAACUUCAGGGAUGUGUUUUUAACGUAGUUUUACGAGAUCUAGUCUUUUAACUAAUGUUUUUUUGUAGUUCGUUUUCUAAGUUUAAAAUUAAAAAAAAAGACACAGCGCCCUUUAGCAGAAAACAAAAAACCUUAUGUGGCCAGCACAUACUAAUUAGGGAUGAAGUUUUUAUUUAAACGUAAAAAAUAAUAUUAAAGCCUCUUUGGAUAGAUAGCAGUCGAAUUUGUACAGUGUUUUUAUUUUUUUCAGUAUUUUCAAGUCUGAAUUAUGCAUUCAUUAUUAUUUUUGUUUAGGAACGCAGUAAAAGUAGGAACUUAUUUCUUGUAUGAUUUUAUGUAUCUAAGCAUUACAAUGUUUUUCAUUUUAUAUGUUAUAGACUCGAGUAAAUAAGCGUUAAUACAUUAUUGAAAUGUAUAAAAUCCAACCUUCGUAACUUAAUGAUUUAUUUGUAACUGCAGAUUUUCAUACCAAAUCUAUCACUGGUUUUCGAUUAGAGAUGAAAAUUAGACAUAAUUUUAUAUGGAGCUAAUUCCAAAGUUUAAUCUCUGAUCGGAUAACGAUGGAUAGAUCGAUUAUGGAAAUCCAGUGUAAGUACUGAAUUGCACAAAUAGUUUUGUUUAUUUAGUGAUCUGAGGCUUGUAAGUUUAUUGCGUAAUGUUGCCAGUUUUUUUAAUUAAAUUUUAUUGAUGAA